Messenger RNA from Podospora pseudopauciseta, 747 nucleotides. RefSeq lists its product as uncharacterized. Lineage: Eukaryota; Fungi; Ascomycota; Sordariomycetes; Sordariales; Podosporaceae. Bases 1 to 747 code for a protein of 248 amino acids. The transcript is spliced from 2 exons. The record is from RefSeq and is a predicted model, not a curated record.
AUGGCUAACCAGAAGACGGAGGAUAUCAAGGAUCUAAAUGCCUUCCGCUACAUGCAGCGGCAGCGACAAGACUACUUCGACCAGUUCCGCAGAGGACUGAAUUAUGGUCACCCCGGCAACGAGGCAUUGAUGAGACUGCAACGAAACAAACACGCAAGGCACUUUGUCUACAAAAUCCAGGAGGUCUGGGACGAGGCAGGUCCUGGACAGACCAGGCAGGCUGCCUUGGAGGCCAACGACAGACAGGCUGCGACUAUGGCGGUUGCUGACUUCAGGCUGGUUAAGAUUCUUGGCUGGGGUGGUUUGGGCGUGGCCAGUAUGUACGACGCCGUUGGCAAGGACAACAAAAUGCUACAGGUCGUGUGCAAGAUUGACAUCUUUCCCCAUUACACGUGUAGCCCCCGUGAGGUCAAGGCCCAUCUCAUGACCGCGGGCGCGAAACACGUCAUGCAGCAGGUUAUCCUGCAGGCUGAGGGGGGUAUAUCUGAUGCCGCGAUCAACAGACUGGGAAAUAUAGCGAGGCAGACAGCGGCUGGGGUGGAUAUGACUGUGCCUACGUCUAUUGAUAGUAGGGGGAGAAAACGCAAACGUGACCCCAAGGAUGGCGAUGGCGAUGAUGAUUUCGAAGUGAUUGAGGCGGUGCCAAUUGGCGAGUUUGAGGAGCUGGAUUUGAACGAAAUCAAACACGACAUGAAAGUAGACGCGAGAAAAGAGCUGGAUGCGAACCAGAGGGUGCUGUUUAUUUAG